Molecule: messenger RNA, 3610 nt
Organism: Stegostoma tigrinum
Lineage: Eukaryota; Metazoa; Chordata; Chondrichthyes; Orectolobiformes; Stegostomatidae
Product: GTP-binding protein Di-Ras1
Exons: 3
Coding region: 643-1239 (198 amino acids)
Biological process (GO): signal transduction
Cellular component (GO): plasma membrane
Molecular function (GO): GDP binding; GTPase activity; GTP binding
Source: RefSeq, a predicted model, not a curated record
CGGGAAAUCUGUACUUAAACAUUAACUCUGGUCCUCACUCCAGAGACGUUGAGUGCUUUCAGCCCUCUCUGUUUUGAUUUGUUCAGUAUUGCGCUUUGUCAUGCACAUUAUGCUGUGAUCAGACUGCAGUUGCGAGAAAGAUUUGUUUCAGUACUUUUGUGUUGCAUUUCCAAAUUCUUCAUAAGGUAUUUUGUGACCUUUAAUGAGCAGUGACAUUGGUAUGAGGAAUUUCUGAAUCAGCUAGUCAUGAAAUUACAACCCCAAGGUACCUGUUGGAGGUGAUUUGUCAAGUGACCUGAGUCCAGCCAUUUAGAUCACACCCAACGCCGCCCUCGUUCUACAUAUAAUCUCGGGACCGCUUUCUGAACUCUUGUAUUACACGUGUCUCGGAAGGAAGCGACGAUCAUUCGGCUCAGUCCUAGACCCUGAUUUUAGAUCGACAAGAGUUCCAGGAGGCUGGUGGAAUGUGCUGAGUCCGGGAGCUGUCCGUGCUGAUGUGGUGCUGAAACAGCGAGGGAGAAUGUGAAGGAGAGAGAGAUACACACACACACAACACAGGCUGGCAAGACAAUACACUGAAUCGGGGGCAACAUCGCGGUUCACAAACAAACUACACGCUGAAGCUAAGACAUCUGUGAGAAAAUGCCUGAACAGAGUAAUGAUUAUAAUGUGGUGGUGUUUGGGGCUGGGGGUGUUGGAAAAAGCUCCCUGGUGCUACGUUUUGUCAAGGGAACAUUUCGUGAAACCUACAUCCCCACUAUUGAAGAUACCUACAGGCAAGUAAUCAGCUGUGAUAAAAGUGUUUGCACCCUGCAAAUCACCGACACUACAGGGUCUCACCAAUUCCCAGCCAUGCAGCGUCUCUCCAUUUCCAAGGGACAUGCUUUCAUCUUGGUCUACUCAAUCUGCAGCCGCCAGUCCCUGGAGGAGCUGAAACCUAUCUAUCAACAGAUCCUUCAGAUCAAAGGCAAUAUCGAGAACAUCCCUGUCAUGUUGGUCGGAAACAAGUGUGAUGAAACAGUCAAGGAAGUGGACAGUAAAGUAGGAGAAGCUUUGGCUAAGGAGUGGAAGUGUGCCUUCAUGGAAACUUCAGCCAAGAUGAAUUACAAUGUCAAGGAGCUUUUCCAGGAACUGCUUAAUUUGGAAAAGCGCAGAUCCAUGAGUCUGAAUAUUGAUGGGAAGAAGUCCAAACAGCAAAAGAGAACAGAGAAAUUGAAGGGAAAAUGCAGCAUCAUGUAGACUCUACUCUUCAGUCAAACUGGUAGCUUUGCUUACCUGAAUAAGACUGUUAAAACAACUCCAGACCAUCAAAGCUGCACCAUCCUCUGUUGCAUACUCACCCUAUAUUCCAUUCUCUAUUAGCUUACUGGAAAUCUGUACCUCAUCAAUAUCAGAUUUCAUUAUUUCAUGCAUUGCACUUUCUAGUUAUUUGCAGUUAAGGCAAUAACAUUUCUUCAAGAUUCUGCACGUAUAAAUAACAAAUAAAUUCAUCAAAGGCAACACUAUGUGACUCAGAAACAAGCAGAUGAACUUUAGCUGGUCCGCACUGGAAAUACUCCUCAAUGAACUUGAUAUAGGAGUUUCUCUGAGUGUCCAUUCUUCUAUGUAACCCUUUGCAUUGUGAAGUUCUAGGUAGGAUGGUAGUUGCAUAUAUGACCCUGGUAGGUGCAGUUAGUUUAUGUAUGCUGGGUUGAUGUGGCUAUUCGUCCAUGGCCCUUCAUCCUAAUAUCAUUGACUGAAUGUAUUAACAUUUUUAAUUUAAAUAUGUAAAAGCACACACUGUAAUCUCAGUAGAUUUUGUAGCCUAUGGUAUAAAUUGCCACAACUGAGUGUAAUAGCUAUUACAAUUCAAUAGUAGUUACCCAAUGGUAACGCUGUCCAGCUUUAAAAAUUGUAUAACUAUUUUCAAUCUUAUUUAAGUAUUGUUAGUUACUCUUCAUAUGGUAACUAGGAGUUACCGGGAUAGGGACAAGCAAUGACAAUAGAAGCACAACAUUGAGCAGAUGGGAACAAGCCAAGCAACAUGCAGACACUGCACCAAAUAGCCCACAGAUAUAAAACAUGGUACAAGUGCCUAUUGAAGGGUGGGGAGGUAAUAACAGAGAUUAUACAAUUUAUUCCACUGAUGUUUUGCACUAGAUACCAUAGUUUGGUUUCAACUUUCCACUGUUCCUACACAAAAAAAUAUACUAUAUGAGCAGAAAUGAAGCACUUGGCUGCUUGGAAAUUUCUGGAGUAUGUAGAAAGCAUUGGGGCACAGCUCUCAGUCCAUUUCAAAGUUCUUUAAGGAGGCUGCUGUUUGCUUAAUUUUAAAGAAAAGUCACAUACAGUUCAAGUUAGUGCAGAGAAAAAGUUAAGAAAAGAUGCAGCAAUUUAAUGAUUUUUUUUGGCUAAUGCACAUUUAAUGUUCUUUAUUUAAAUGUAUCCUCAUCAUUACUGAGCAGUAUAGCAGCAGAACCAGUAAACAUUCUGACACACACAUAGCUUAUGCAACCAUAACCUACUAUAUUGCAGAGAGGUUGGUUUACUGAUAAACUUUACCGCAUUGUCAGCAUAUCAAACAAUGAUAUUAUUCUCAGGUCUGAGAAUAUUCUGAGAAGUAUGUUUGCUUUGAUCUUGCCAACAUGCACGUGUUUUUUUAAGCUUGUGCUGAAAUAUUCUUGCAUUUGUCAUCAUAAAUGUUGUACUAAUUUUCAUGGAUAGUUCAGCAAAUCACUUGACAUCUUGAUAGCAGUAUUCUAUUCACCAAAUAUGAACACACGGAGAAUCAUGCCCGGAUUGUGUAAUCUCAGCACAUACAUCAAAGUACAGCAAUCCUUUGGAUCAGAGGGAUUCAGUGUCCUCAUGGGCUGCAGCAUCAAAAACAACAUUGUGUAAACGCAUUAUGUUCAAUGGAGGAACUGUAUUGAGAUCGCCAAAAGUCAUCUUAAUGGUGUCCAUUAUGCAGUGGACUGCUUGACCUGGAUUUUCAAAUUCCCAUUGCAAAUUUGGAUAGAUAUGACUUACUCACAGGGAUUUACUCCUGAUGACUGCCUGUUGGAUCCCCCAGAACAGUUAUUGAUUUGUUUCUUAUUCUCAGUACACCUCAACCAACGAUUUCCCCAUUUUCCAUCCUACACUCAUUCAAUCAGGAAUGUGGAAUCUUGCAAGGAGAAUUCACACCAAAUUUCAGUCUAAGGCAUACAUACCAGCUUUUCAUAAUGCUGAUAGUUAGUUAACUUACAUAACAUAAUUCAAAAAAUGGGUUACUACAUUCAUGAACACAGGCUUUACUUAGAGGUGCAUGUGAAGUGGAUUGAAUGCUGCAGGCUGAUUAAUUACCAUGCCUGCACUUUGUGCAGUGCGUUAGAAUUUAGGCCAUGGGGCAUUAAAAUGUUCACCGUGUGUAAUAGAUGUUUUCAUCAUAACAUCUAUUUACUCCAGUGCAUGAAGGGAUAUCAGUUGACAAUGCAGCUCCAACAGGCUAGAAAUUCACAGGAAAAUAUUUUUAAUGAAAUUUAUUGUUUAUUGUAGAAGAUAGUCUUCCUUUAACACAUGAACUGUUGCCAUCACUCUUCUCUGUAAAAUGUUUGCUGAAUGUCCUUUUAUAAAUAAAAUGUUGGCAAUUUGA